UCCCCGCCAAAGGGAACUCCAAGGGCACCCCGAGGCCGGGAGGGAAGGCAGCCGUCGCCCCCCUCCCCAAGGCAAUGUCCAAGGGGGGCUUGAAGAAGAAAAGCCACUGGACCAACCGCGUCCAUGAAUGCGCCGUGGUGAGGAACGCCGAGGGGCAGCUGGGCUUCGAGCUGAAAGGGGGAGCGGAGAACGGGCAGUUCCCCUACCUGGGGGAGGUGAGAGCCGGCAAGGUGGUCUACGAGAGCGGCGGGAAGUUGGUGCCCGAGGAGCUGCUGCUGGAGGUCAACGAGACCCCCGUGGCCGGGCUAACCAUCCGGGAUGUCUUGGCCGUCAUCAAGCAUUGUAAAGACCCCAUCCGGCUGAAGUGUGUCAAACAAGGUGGAAAACGCAGGAUAACAGCCCUCUUCCAGCCCUCGGAAGUCCUGAGCAGUGGAGGCGUUGUGGAUAAGGAUCUCCGUCGCUACCUCAAUCUGCGGUUCCAGAAGGGUUCGGUCGACCACGAGCUUCAGCAGAUCAUACGAGACAACCUCUACCUCCGAACUGUCCCAUUUUCCAUGAAUGGGAAAGGUUCAAGUAGUGUAAAAAGGAAAUACACCUUGAAAUUCAGCAAUUAUGUUCCUCUUGGCUUCUAG
This is a messenger RNA of Thamnophis elegans (Western terrestrial garter snake), 632 nucleotides long. RefSeq names its product membrane-associated guanylate kinase, WW and PDZ domain-containing protein 2-like. Gene Ontology annotation, molecular function: type II activin receptor binding; beta-1 adrenergic receptor binding; signaling receptor complex adaptor activity. Bases 75 to 632 code for a protein of 185 amino acids. NCBI's taxonomy places the organism in Eukaryota, Metazoa, Chordata, Lepidosauria, Squamata, Natricidae. Gene Ontology annotation, cellular component: dendrite; cytoplasm. The transcript is spliced from 4 exons. Gene Ontology annotation, biological process: signal transduction; receptor clustering. The record is from RefSeq and is a predicted model, not a curated record.